CUUAGAAUACACUGCAUAUGCCGAAUACAAUGAGCACUCAAGAUCUUGUUCAUGUCUUACUAGUCUCUUAUCCUGCUCAAGGCCAUGUCAACCCUUUACUCAAACUAGGCAAUCUCCUUGCUUCAACUGGCCUUCUUGUCACCUUCUCGACCACAGAAGGUGCUGCAAAUUUCAUGCGAAAAGCUAGCAAAAACAUCGAUGAGCCGACUCCGGUUGGCGAUGGUAUGAUCCGGUUCGAGUUCUUUGAUGAUGGACUAGGCGGAAAUAAUGAGGAUCCGAGACGCGCUGAUCUCGACUUCUACACAGCUCAUCUUGAGCUGCAUGGAAGAGAGGCCGUCACAAGAAUCGUCAAGAAACACGAAGAACAAGGCCGCCCCGUGGCGUGCCUAAUCAACAAUCCUUUCAUUCCAUGGGUUUCGGAUGUGGCGGAAACACUAAACAUUCGCAAUGCGGUGCUUUGGGUACAAUCUUGCGCGUCUUUUUCGGCUUAUUAUCAUUUCCACAACAAACUGGCGCAAUUUCCAUCCGAAUCGGACCCGGAAAUCGAUGUCCAGUUGCCAUCCAUGCCUUUGCUGAAACAUGAUGAGGUUCCUAGCUUCUUGCAUCCUGAAACUCCUUUUCCGGCUUUGGCCAAAGCCAUUUUAGGCCAGUUCGCAAUGCUGUCCAAGACAUUUUGUGUACUCGUGGAAACAUUUCAAGAACUCGAAAGUGAAAUCAUUGAUUACAUGUCAAAAUACUGUCUCAUCAAACCUAUCGGUCCAUUAUUCAAGAAUCCCAAAUCUUCGAACUCUAGCGUUCAAGGCGAUUUCAUGAAAGCUGACGACUGCAUGGAUUUCUUGAACUCCAAGGAACCUGCAACCGUCGUGUACAUAUCAUUCGGCAGUAUAGUAUAUAUAAAUCAGGAACAAAUAAAUGAAAUCGCUUAUGGACUUCUGAAUUCGGGUGUUUCAUUUCUGUGGGUUUUAAGGAAACCUACCCUUUUGGGUCCGGCUGUUGUUUUGCCCGAAAAUUUCUUGGAAAAAAUUGGCGACAAGGGCAAAGUUGUGAACUGGUGCGCACAAAAAGAAGUUCUAGAACAUCCAUCCGUGGCCUAUUUUGUAACACAUUGCGGAUGGAACUCGACGUUGGAGACGAUUACUAGUGGCGUCCCGGUGGUGGCCUUUCCAGCAUGGGGUGAUCAAGUGACGAAUGCAAAGUACUUGGUUGAUGUGUUUGAGGUGGGAGUUAGAUUAGGUAGAGGUAAACAAACUGAAAAGAGUGGUGUUUCGAGGGACCGAAUCGAGAAGUGUUUGAGAGAGGCCAUUGGCCCGAAGGCAGAAGAGAUGAAAAAGAAUGCACUCAAGUGGAAGAAAGCGGCGGAGGAAGCGGUGGCAGAAGGUGGCUCAUCUGAUAGGAAUUUGAAGGACUUUGUGGACAAAAUUAAGAAUGUGUCGAAGUAGGGCUAAUGUCUGACCUACUUGUUGUAAACGUACCUCCCUAAGACCCUAACUAUCAAGGUCUUCUUAAUUAAGUUUAAGACCUGAUAUGGAGAAAUGAAAUAAAUUUUAAUAAUGCUGGUUUUCGAGGCUUGAAAAUCGUA
Messenger RNA from Daucus carota subsp. sativus, 1579 nucleotides. RefSeq names its product gallate 1-beta-glucosyltransferase 84A24. Gene Ontology annotation, molecular function: quercetin 7-O-glucosyltransferase activity; quercetin 3-O-glucosyltransferase activity. NCBI's taxonomy places the organism in Eukaryota, Viridiplantae, Streptophyta, Magnoliopsida, Apiales, Apiaceae. The transcript has a single exon. The coding region runs from base 18 to 1439 and encodes 473 amino acids. The record is from RefSeq and is a predicted model, not a curated record.